Messenger RNA from Adelges cooleyi (spruce gall adelgid), 1582 nucleotides. RefSeq names its product splicing factor U2AF 50 kDa subunit (gene U2af50). Gene Ontology annotation, cellular component: commitment complex; U2-type prespliceosome; U2AF complex. NCBI's taxonomy places the organism in Eukaryota, Metazoa, Arthropoda, Insecta, Hemiptera, Adelgidae. The transcript is spliced from 11 exons. The record is from RefSeq and is a predicted model, not a curated record. Bases 172 to 1512 code for a protein of 446 amino acids. Gene Ontology annotation, molecular function: poly-pyrimidine tract binding; pre-mRNA 3'-splice site binding. Gene Ontology annotation, biological process: mRNA processing.
UCCAAUAUCGUACAAAAUGGCCUAAUGGUGUGUUGGGUGUUCGGCGCAAGAGAAUUCUAUUUGUUUUAAGCAUUGUAUAAUAUUACAUUAUAGACUUAUUAUUCAUCAAGUUAUUUAUUUUGAACUACAUUUUAUUAGUUAUUUGAAUAUUUAAAUAUUACAAAGUCCGCCAUGGGUGAAGACAAAGAAAGGGAACGUGAUAGAGAUCGUGGAGAACGUGACAGAGAUCGGGGUGAAAGGCGUCGGCGUUCACGUUCAAGAGAUCGUGAACGCCAUAGAAGACAUAGAUCACGAAGCCGUGAGGGACGUAAACGUAGUCGAUCCAAAUCACCUAAGACUAAAUCUAGACGUAGGAAGCCUUCACUGUAUUGGGAUGUUCCACCUCCUGGUUUUGAACACAUUGCUCCUCUUCAAUAUAAAGCUAUGCAAGCUGCUGGACAAAUACCAGCAAAUACAAUGCCAGACACACCUCAAACAGCUGUACCUGUGGUUGGAUCCACAAUUACGAGACAAGCAAGGCGAUUGUAUGUUGGUAAUAUACCAUUUGGUGUAACUGAGGAUGAAAUGAUGGAAUUCUUCAACCAACAAAUGCAUCUAUCUGGUUUGGCUCAAGCUGCAGGUAAUCCUGUACUUGCGUGUCAAAUAAAUUUAGAUAAAAAUUUUGCAUUCUUGGAGUUUAGGUCUAUAGAUGAAACUACUCAAGCAAUGGCCUUUGAUGGAAUAAAUUUUAAAGGUCAAAGUUUGAAAAUAAGACGUCCGCAUGAUUAUCAGCCGACACCUGGAAUGACAGAAAGUAACCCUGUUACCAAUUAUAAUUCUGGAAUGACAUUAGACAUGAUGAAAUAUGAUUCCAGUUCAUUUGGUCUUGGUACAGUUCCAGAUUCCCCACACAAAAUAUUUAUUGGUGGUCUUCCUGCUUAUCUCAAUGACGAUCAGGUAAAAGAAUUAUUGACGUCGUUUGGUCAAUUAAAAGCGUUCAAUUUGGUUAAAGAUGCUGCCACUGGUCUGAGUAAAGGUUAUGCAUUUUGUGAGUAUGCUGAUGUUGUAAUGACUGAUCAGGCAAUUGCGGGUCUAAAUGGUAUGCAGUUGGGUGAGAAAAAAUUGAUAGUACAAAGAGCAAGCAUAGGAGCUAAAAACCCAGGUCUUGGUCAAGUACCUGUUACCAUACAAGUUCCCGGACUCACUGUUGUAGGAACUGCUGGACCUCCAACUGAAGUUUUGUGUUUAUUAAACAUGGUUACACCUGAUGAACUGAAAGACGAAGAAGAGUACGAGGAUAUUUUAGAAGAUAUUCGGGAAGAAUGUAACAAGUAUGGAGUAGUACGGUCAUUAGAAAUUCCACGACCAAUUGAAGGAAUUGACGUACCUGGUUGCGGAAAAGUAUUUAUCGAGUUUAAUGCAGUGGCUGAUUGUCAAAAGGCACAACAGGCCUUGGCAGGCCGUAAAUUUAAUAACCGAGUUGUGGUUACAUCAUUCAUGGAACCAGACAAAUAUCACAGAAGGGAGUUUUAGUUAUACUUAAUUGGCUACAUAAAUUUAUAUUUUAGGUUUUUACUUUAAUAUAACAUUCACAAAUUUGAAA